UCAUAAAGCUUGGUGGCGUUAGGUUGUAAAGGAAGACGGCGACAUAAUGAGUGAACACCAUAUUUUAGUACUUUGCUUCACAAUUUGUUUCAUCUUCUUUUCGAAUGGACAAUUGGCAUCUCUAAAUAAUGGAUUUCCAUCCAAUGACGAUCCUUCUAUGAAAAACUUGAAAUUAAAUCUGUUCAGCAAUCCCUUUGGCGAAAAAGAUGUUGAAAAGAACAGAGGAGCAGUGCCAAUGAUACCAGAUACAAAGACACCUGUGGAAAGACCAGAUUCUGGCAUAGGCCCACAGACUGCGGAUCAAAAUGGCGUUCGUCGAAAAUUUGGCUCGAGGCAGUCUUGGAGAUCAAAGUAUACUAAGACAAGACAAAUUUCGCCACUUGUAAGCAAUCAAAAUCGGAUCGGCCAACCCGGGUUAGUUUCCAAUGGCGUUGCUAAUCCAUAUUUGCAGCAAAAACCAGUGACACAGACAAUGGAAGAGAAACCAAAACCAUACGUUCAGCCACCGCCCCAAAAUCCUUAUGUUAACCCAAUUCCAGUUGUUCAGGACAUCGGCCAUACUGGUGGAGGAAUACCAGCUGUUCCACCCAUCCCUGCGACGACAAACAAUGAGGACGCGAUAGCUGAGGAAUAUGAAUUUGGAGGGGAGAGUUUUUUGGUGCCAUGUCAAUGGGCUGGUUGCAUUGGAGAUUUCCGUUGCAUGAGAUUCGAAAAUGGCCGUGCCAUCGUUUGCAGUGAAAAUUCAAUGGAGUUUUGUCAGUGCAUGAAAAAGAAAGGUAAAGGUAAUGCGGUCGGGCCUCCAAUAUCCGUACCCGGAUCGAGCAUACCGGUACCGGAAGUACCUAAACUGGAAGUGACAACUAGCGACGGGUUAUCUUCCGUUCCGCAUGACAUGGAAAUCGGAGGAGAAAAAUUGCCCGGAUUUCCAUGUCAAAUGGGCGGUUGCAUAGAACCUUAUACCUGCAUGACAAUCAAAAUAGGCAAACUGGCGUCUUGCCAAAACAUAGCAGAGACAUGCCAGUGCAUGAAAAAAAAAGAUAGUGGUAGUCCCGACUCUAUGCUGCCGCCAGCUACAGAAGUUCCUCUCGUCUUGACAACCGAUUCGGUCAUUCCUUGCCAGUUCUGGGGCUGUGAAAGUGGAUUCGAGUGUUUACUGAUGGUGAAUGGUAAAAAACGGAGCUGUCCCACGAACAGUAAUGCCGUCUGCCAAUGUGUUCGCCAUGUCGUUGGCUGAGCUUAUCUGGUCAAAGACAACAACCAAAGCGAGAAAAGUUGUGUUGUUUUUUCAAAUAAAAUAUAUU
Molecule: messenger RNA, 1301 nt
Organism: Magallana angulata
Lineage: Eukaryota; Metazoa; Mollusca; Bivalvia; Ostreida; Ostreidae
Exons: 7
Coding region: 47-1234 (395 amino acids)
Source: RefSeq, a predicted model, not a curated record